Penicillium griseofulvum is the source of this 1851-nucleotide messenger RNA. RefSeq names its product ESCRT-II subunit protein VPS36. The record is from RefSeq and is a predicted model, not a curated record. Gene Ontology annotation, molecular function: ubiquitin binding; phosphatidylinositol-3-phosphate binding. Gene Ontology annotation, cellular component: ESCRT II complex; late endosome membrane. NCBI's taxonomy places the organism in Eukaryota, Fungi, Ascomycota, Eurotiomycetes, Eurotiales, Aspergillaceae. Gene Ontology annotation, biological process: protein transport to vacuole involved in ubiquitin-dependent protein catabolic process via the multivesicular body sorting pathway. Bases 1 to 1851 code for a protein of 616 amino acids. The transcript has 3 exons.
AUGUUCUUCAAGUCGCUGGAUCUGACUACUGCGCUCAGACCAUUGCUGUUACCCGAUGAGAUUCUUCUCUUUGUCCAGGACGCGGUAGGGUUGUAUGAAGGGAAAUACAAAAUCCAGAAUUAUCAAAAUGGCCACGCCUAUCUUACAUCGCACAGAGUGUGCUAUGUUGCAGCUGAAGACCCGCGGAAGUACUCAGUGGCCAUUGAUCUAAAAGAACUCGACCGAGUGGAGUCUCAGGCUGGCUUUCUGAAAUCAUCUCCAAAAGUCACCCUAUACUCCAAACCGCAGAAGAAGAAGAAGACCGAUAAGUCGAGGAGCGCAACAGCAAGCCCAGCCGUAGCCCAACAAUCGGCCCUUCAUCCAACACAUUCAUUUUCUCACAUUCCACAAACGAACCUACCACAGAGCUCACCAUCUCCGAAGACUAUAAGUGCUACUUGGAUCUGUCCCAUAUGCUCAUUCUCCAACCCGGUUCCGUCCAAUUUCGACCCCGCAGCGGCUAGUGCGGCUACAAAUUUGCCUCCUUGUCUAGCAUGUGGCAUAAAACCACCAUUUACGACCGUUCUCAAAGCAGCAAUUAAUGCUGUAACAAACCGGGAGAUUCCGUUGCAGAAUUCAGUUGCAUCACCAGCCAUUCUACAAGAUACAGGCCAACCAAAUGCCAAUGUGUCACUAUCGCCUUUGGGGUCCGGUGGAACUGUCUCUUGCUCGCGAUGUACGUUUAUGAACCAUCCGUCUCUCGUGGAAUGCGAGAUCUGCGGAGCGCCUCUAUGUGCUGGCUCCCCAGCGAAUGCCAGUCGUGUGGACUCCCCUGCACCUUUAUUUGAGCAAUCACACAUCGCGAAUACGGAGGCUACUGAGUGUAUUAAACUCUCAUUUCGUGCAGGUGGCGAUAAGACAUUCUAUGAAAGACUUAAGGGAGCCUUGGUGCAAAGAAAAUGGCUUCUGCAGAAUGCGCCCCCUGUACCUUCGCCGUCGCACGGCGCCUCAGGGGGCCUGCCUUCCCCUGCCCCUAGCGUUGAAAGUCCUCUGCCCUCAGUACCACGAACUUCCGGGGUUGGUAUUGCGGGAUUAGAACGCAGAGGGCUUGAAGCCCGAAGGAAAAAUGAGCUGGUUAUAGGGAACGCCUUUGAAGACCUGGAGGCGUUGAUGGCCUCUGCCAAGCAGAUUGUUGCGCUAGCCGAAACGCUGGCGCGUGAGUCUGGCAUAACUACUAAUGAAGGUUCAUUAGAAACCAGCGCGGUGCUAUCUGAGUCCGCUGCUGCUCUGGGGAUGGUGACAACCAAAGACAUGCUCAGUUCUGGAUCUGAAAGUCUAUAUCUAUCAGAACUUGCGCGCGACCUGGCCGAGUAUCUAACCGAUGACCGAAAAGGCAUAUUGCAGCGUGAAGGCGGGAUCAUGAGUUUAAUUGAUCUCUGGGCUGUCUUCAACCGGUCCCGCAAUGGAGUAGAGUUGGCCAGUCCUUCGGAUUUUCAGAAAGCAGCUGAGCUGUGGGAAAAGCUUAAGUUACCAGUUCGUCUACGACGAUUCAAAAGUGGUCUUCUUGUGGUGCAGCGAUAUGACUGGAGCGACGAGAAGACCAUUGAAAAACUUCAGACCUGGAUGGAAGAGCUCAGGCGAGUUCCCCCUGACGACCCCGUUCCGUGGGAUUGGUCCCUCUUCGGUCGGGCGGUCACUGCCCGAGAAGCUGCGCAUCGAUUUAAGUGGAGUGUUGGGGUAGCUGCCGAGGAACUGGAGAUGGCUGAAGACCGAGGGGUGCUCUGCCGAGAAGAAGGAAUCGAGGGUCUGCGCUUCUGGCGCAACUAUAUCUCAUCCCCUGAGUAUGAUGAUAUCUCUCGCCUUGUUAUCUAA